This is a messenger RNA of Williopsis jadinii, 1676 nucleotides long. RefSeq names its product Rmd8p (gene RMD8). Bases 45 to 1637 code for a protein of 530 amino acids. Lineage: Eukaryota; Fungi; Ascomycota; Saccharomycetes; Phaffomycetales; Wickerhamomycetaceae. The record is from RefSeq and is a predicted model, not a curated record. The transcript has a single exon.
GUGAACUCACACCUUUUUGCAGCUUAUUCGUACAUCUCAGCGCGAUGCUACCACAGAGGCCAACGCCAACGGCUAAGCGCUCACCAUCUAUUCUCGUUACUGAUGCGAGAAACCCAAACUACCGAAGUGCUCCGUUUGCAGGUGCAGCUCACAACAACUCUCUGUCGAAGAGUUCGAGGUUGAGGAAGAGAGGAAGCUCGUCUAAGUUCAGUGAGAUAUCCGUGUCCAAUAUCCUCUCUGACUACAGUGAUAUUCCGUCUGGAAGACGCGAGGAGAGGCUGUCCAGUGGUUCCUUGAGCUUGGGUGACCACAGGAGGUAUACAAAGCCGUUCCAGACUCUUCCUUCAAGAACGUCAAAGACUUCUCAGAAGCUGGUUUUAAUCCCCGAAGAAGAGGAUAGACACCAUGUCAAUAUGGCUAGAGGGACGUCGAGGUCCAAAGCUGAGCGUAUGUCAAAGGAGAAAAGAGGCCGUAACUUAUCAAGGGUCACGGCGUACCUCGUAUCCGAUAUCUUCAACCUGAAGGAAACCUCUAAGUUCUUGAAGCAAACACAUGAUAUAUUACCAAGAGUAUACGACGAGGUACUGUACUGUCCUUACUGUCUUCCCUUAUUGCCCGGGAAGGACGGGUUCAGGAUUAAAUCCAAUUUGAGUGCUAAGAAUGCCAAAGGUGAAACGUACAUGGAACGUCUUAUCGAUACAUCUGAGCGCAGAGAUCAUCACUAUGAGUACUACAGUGGUGUUGAAACUCCAGAAGAUGCCAAUAAUAAUUAUGAAAUCGACAAGCCAGCCGAAGAUGAAGAAGGCACAUCUGGUCCCUUUGAUCCAUCAGAACCCCAGUAUUUUGCCGAAGCCACGAUGGAAGAGGCACCGCAGUUGGCCAAAUCCGUCGAGAUGAUCAAACAUCAUGCUGAAAUGUUCAUAUUCCAGUACGGUGUUGUUGUCUUUUGGAACUUUACUGAAGUUCAAGAGAAGAAUAUCCUUGGAGAUAUUGCAUUUGCCAGAAACGAAAACGAUAGAAAUCAACUUGUCAUACGUCCUCUAGAUGAAAACGACAUUGAAACUGAGCAGUUCCACUUUGAGUACGACAUGGACACGGAAAGACCCAGAAUCUUCAACGAUAUGAUCACUCUAAGGUCUGGUGAUCAUCUUAUCAAGCUAACAAUGUCGCAUGCCAUUGCCCAGAGUACAAAACUCUCGAGGUUCGAAUCCAGGAUAUCACCAAUCUUGUACUCUGUUUCGAAACUGCCCAAGAGAUUGGCACUCACGGGUAAACUAGGACUGAAGCGUGAGCAGUUGAUCAAAAAGUCUGGUAAACUGUUCAAGCUAAGAGUCGACGUCAAUCUCUCAUCCUCUGUGUUGGAUACACCAGAGUUCUUCUGGUCAUUUGAGCCUUCUUUACACCCUCUGUACAACGCCACCAGAGAAUACCUCGAAAUAGAUCAAAGAGUUGAGGUGUUGAACGAUAGGUGUAAGGUAUUUUUAGAAUUCAUCGACAUCGUUGCAGACUCCAUCGCCGAGAAGAACAUGACAAGGAUCACGUAUAUGAUCAUUUCCGUCUUCUUCCUCUCGUUGAUUGUGAGCUCUAUCGAGAUCUUCAUCAGAUACAUGAUCAUUCGGAGGAGUAAAACUAGUUAGUUGACUACAUAUAGAAACGUCACCUUUGUCACAUCUGUU